AUGGCGAGUCCAGUCUCCCCUCCGACCCUCGGAUUCGUCCAACAGUCAUCAACAUCCAUAGACGAAAAGGAGGACAAGAGAUCUGGUCAGAAUGAAGAACGCCCUCUUCACUCGAGCAAAGCCAGAUUUUGGGUCAAUGUUAUUAUCAUCUCCGCCUAUACCGUUGCCGUGAUACUCGCCAUUGUCCAUCAUGUAUUCCUAGCAAACCUCCACCAACGGGAUGCCGCUCAUUAUUCAACGGAUACACGAGCAUGGUUCGGCCGUGCGAGCAACUUUUUGAGUAAAAUCAUUGCUACAUGUCUCGGUGCGGUAGCGGCCACAGCGCUCAUUCAAGGAAUAUGGAAUGUCAUCACAUCCGAUUACACUCCUGUUGCCGUCGUCGAUGACCUGUUUUCUCUCCCUUCACCCGUCGCCCUCGUCUCGCUACUAUACAAAUAUCCCAAGCUCAGGCUAUUCCCAUUAAUUGGAAUCACGAUACUCAUCCAAGCACUAGUGCUUGUGAGCGUAUUAGCACCAGGCGCAUUGUUAACCGAUGCGAGCCGAGUCGACCGCAACAUCACGAUCCCAAAACUGGACCUUACCUCUCUGCCAAUGUAUGAUGAUGUCAUGUGGUGGCAAGAGACAGUACGGUACUAUAUGAUGAAUGAUCCAGUUGCCCGUUGGGACGUCCCCGCAGACUGUGGUGCCAGUUGCAGAUUCCAAAUAACGUAUUCGGCCCCCGGCAUAUCUUGUCGCAAAAUGUCUGGGGAGGAGACAGGUCUGAAUCCAUUCGAUCAGCAGUUGUUCGAAGAGGGUGUACCUUGGUGUGCAUACUUCUCGGCUACAGACCAAGAAUUGAUUUGGGGUACCAACACUAUGCCCCUCAACAUCAGCUACGUCCCUAUGGUCGCUCAACUUUCCAAUAAACAACUCGUCUACGUGAACCAGACGAGCUCUAGUCAAGGCCAGCUAUGUCAAUGGCAGGACAAGACGUUCCGAGCAGACUUUACCUUCAAGAACAACCGAAAAACAGUGGACGUGAAGACCAUCUCUAACACCAACGACGUAGCUCAGCGCUGCCCCUGGACAAGUGGAGGUAGCCUGUCCCGCGAAUGUAGCCAGUACAUGGGUGCGGCCCUGGACCUUGGUUAUGCAUAUACCAUGGGAUUUUCUGGCGCAUUGGGCUGGACCAAAAAUGAAACACUAGACUAUUGGGAACAGGCUAUAGUUUCACAGUUUGUCGACUACAAAUACGAUACCGAGGCUCAGACCAUUUCUUUAACUCCUUUCUCGAACGCAAGUCAGGGAGUAGAGCACAAUUUUGCCAAGGCCGUGCUUGGGACUCUGCUUUGGUUCAACCAAACAAACUCGGCAGUCAUAGCAGUCGAAGUGGGAAGCGCUUGGAUAUACAAACCGCUGAUGCUAUGGGCUAUCUAUGGCUCGGCAUUACUCCUUUCCCUUAUCGCCGGGCUUUACGGGUUGCACCUGGCACGUCUUGGUGAAAUUGUGCGGGAGAAGAAAUUCUCUAGUUUCCUCAUCGCAACCCGAACAAGAGACUUAGAUGCCGUGUGCGCACAGCAUUCUGAUGUGGUCAUGUCUACAAAGCUUCGCCACGAUGCGUCGACGGGCCACUUUCACGUCCUGAAUGAGGAACAGGAUGAAAAAACAGAAGCUAAUCCAGUUGCACUCGACGAAGCCACGACACACACCUGGACGCGCUCUAUCAUCAUCGUCUCUUUUCUUCUUGCAAUUAUAUUUGCAUUGGUUCACCACUUCUUCCUGCAUGCCAUGCGCAACCACAAUGCGGACGCGUAUCCUCAAUAUUGGAUCAAGGGUGCAAGCAAUGCGUUCUCUCAGGCUGUAUCGAUUUGUCUGGGAACAGCUGCUGCCUAUUCCUUGACUCAGGCGAGUUGGCGUGCCCUCAAGCUACAUGGCGGAUCUGUAGAAACGAUCGACAACUUUUUCGGUCUCCCAUCACCACUAUCUGUCGCCUCUCUUUUCAAAAAUGUCCGUAAAAUACAAAUCACAUAUUUGAUCAUGAUCGCUGUAGUGAUUCAAGCGCUCGGUCUCGUCACGACAUUUGCUCCCAGUGCAUUGACAGUUGGAUCUUUUCCACCGAGGUCGGCCCAACUCUCGGCCCCCGCCUUGGACCUGUCUACGGAAUACUAUGCUGCAUCUCAACGUUACCUUGGUAUAUGGAAUAAUCUGAUCGCGCGACUCGAGGAAAACCCUCCAGAAGCCUACUGGUCGGUUCCUUCGGGCCGUAUGGUACCAACUCCUCUGAUGGAUUCUGGAGAUUUUAUGAUUUCAAUAUUACGAAGCUAUUUCAAGAAACGAAGUGGACCAAAAACAACCCUACAUUCGGAUGGAACAUACGAGGCAGACUUCAAAUACGCCAACAAUACUGUCACUUUGAAUACAAACCUCCUUUCGUACAGCAACUCAUUUACGAGCAAUUGUACGGAAGCCGAUUCUGGGGUGGCAUCAGACCGUUGCCAGACCUACAAAGACAAUGCCUUCGCGAUCUGUCAAAAUUUUACGAUACCGCUUCAAGGUUUCAAAGAAAUCCACUUGGAGACAGGUGCCCCACCUGGUAAUCUCUACAAUUCGGUCGUCUACCAGAGGCUGUUCAACGUCAGCUUUAAUUUUUCCGGAGAUGGGAGUGUAUACUUUCAGCCAAAGUUUACCAAUCUGAGCGAGACGCUACCUGCGCUGUUCUCCAAUGUUACGACCAGUCUCAUACCAGAGUUGGGUGGGACGACCUCGCUAUCUGUAGAGGUGGAGGACAAUACGCGAAUAUGGGAAUACGAUCCAAAAGCACUCUUUGCAGCGUAUGCACCAGCACUCGCAGCGGUGCUCCUUGUUGGAGCGUAUGGGUUGUAUUGCAUUCAUGCGAACGGAAGAGCGAUGGAUAGCAAAUUUUCGACAUUGCUGCUCACAACACGAAGUGGGGCACUGGAUGGUGUUUAUGACACGGCUGACAAUUUUGACGCGCUCCUGGAGAAGAAGCUUGUGUACGCAAAGCGAGGAUGCUUUGUGCCAGAAAAUCGAGAGCCAUCCCAAGAUCUGGGCAAGGAACCGUGA
Messenger RNA from Acaulospora colombiana, 3063 nucleotides. The record is from the annotation of a GenBank genome assembly. Lineage: Eukaryota; Fungi; Glomeromycota; Glomeromycetes; Diversisporales; Acaulosporaceae.